AGUCCUCAGUUCUCCCCUCGCUGUGAAGGAUAGUACACGUUCACUUCACCACUCACCACGCGGGAGAUGCAAAGGAACCGCAUCGAGAGAACCGCUUCAAAACAAUGGCGUGGCUCGGUGCGGCGCAUCAUCUCUGCAACUGUCUAUAACCUGUCCUGUUUCACACACGGGUGUAGCACCGGCUGGGUGUCCGGAGUCCUAGGAAACGAAGCGUUGACGGGCGGGGCGUGGCUGGCCGCCCUGCCGUGCCUGGUAGCACUACCGGCAGCUCCAUUCUUCGCCGUGCUGGCUGACGCGAGGGGAAGGAAGGCGGGCGCUUUUUGCAUUUGCAUCAGUUUUAUCUUGAGCUGGUCUUUAGCGGCGUGGUGUGGCCCGCGAGGAGUAUGGGCUGCCAGGGUUGCAGCCGGCGCAGGGGGUGCGGGCGCGCUUGCCCUCGCACCCUUGUACUGCGCGGAGAUAGCGCCACGCACGAGAGGGCUGGCUGCGAUGCCAGCACUGGCUUGCAGUUGCGGCAUCCUGUUUGCAUACGCGGCUGGUGGCAUGCUAUCAGCACACGCACUGUCCUUGUCAAUGGCAGUACCACCUUCCGCACUCCUGGUGUCGUUGAUCUGGCUGCCAGAGACACCUUCGUUUCUGAUCAGCAUCGGAAGGGUUCAGGAUGCCGCAAAGAUAAUUUGCUGGUUCGACGGCUCCGAUUUCAGGGAAGAUCUCACCGAUGUCAUAGAACAACAAGAGGUGAGGAUCAGGACCUCAGACUGCUACGGGAGUAGGCGGGAGGCGAUGCGACGUCAAGACUCUGACGCGUUCCAGCCCAUGUUGAAGCGUAGCAGCGGCUUGGAAUCUAACAGCGAUAAAAAAACCGAGCAAUCAGCUUGCAAAGAGUUAUUUAGGCAUCGCCGCUCCCGGCGAGCUCUCCUCUCAUGUGCGGUGCUCAUCUGCGCGGCAGCCGGAUCUGGUGCAGGGGCUGUCAACAGCUUCGCAGCGGCAGUACUGAGGCACUCCUCACACGCUGUGCCGCUUCUGAACAUGACAGCUUACAACUUCACGAUCAACGAUGGGUCCCUUCCUAGGCCACUAUUCGAGACCUCAGAAGCUGGUGCAAUCCUUUGUGGCGCCGCAUUGGUACUUGGAGCUACGAUAGCUACGAUUACUGUUGAUAAACUUGGAAGAAAAAUGCUCCUACUGUGGUCCUGCUCAGGGAUAACGUGCUGCCUGAUCGUUCUCGGGGUAUACUGUGAUCCUCACCUGCGCCUGCACUCCUGGUACUCGCAGCGACUGUGGCCUUACACAGACGAAGACACCCAAUCAAAGGAAUCGAUAGAAGCUUUUAAUAUUACGAGUAACGUAAAUUACACAAAGCCCUGGGAUUAUAGGAUAGGUGUGGAAAGUGAGAAUUUGACUGACAGCUUCAUGAUGAGUACGAAGGCUGCUCGGACACAUGCAGAGGAGCAAAGGAUGUGGGCCCCCGUGGCUUUGCUAUCUACAGUAUUAUUUUUGUACAACAUUGGCCUGGGUUCCGUGCCUUUUGUACUCGUCUCGGAGCUUUUUUCGAUAAAUGUCCGUAGUCUGGCAUCAAGUCUGCUCAUUUCAUGGACGUGGCUGAGCAGCUUUCUCCUUCUGAGGUACUACGGUACUAUUGCUGUCUCUCUCGGUCUCCACGGAACCUAUUACAUAUCAGCUUCCAUCACGUUUCUGGCAUCCUUGUACAUAUUCCUGGUCUUGCCCGAAACGAAAGGGAAAUCGCAAGAGCAGAUUGAAGAAAUCCUCAAUGGGCCAAUGUUGGUUUUGAGGAGCACGAAGAAGAACCAAAAUCAACGAUGACGUUUUUUAGAUAUUUUUUUGGUCUUCUAGUUGAAGUCAGGAAGGAAAAUGGCCAAAUACGUAAUUUGUAAUUUAAGCAAUCAAUUAAUUUUUCA
This is a messenger RNA of Bombyx mandarina (wild silkworm), 1916 nucleotides long. Its product is annotated as facilitated trehalose transporter Tret1. Gene Ontology annotation, cellular component: membrane. Gene Ontology annotation, biological process: transmembrane transport. NCBI's taxonomy places the organism in Eukaryota, Metazoa, Arthropoda, Insecta, Lepidoptera, Bombycidae. The record is from RefSeq and is a predicted model, not a curated record. Gene Ontology annotation, molecular function: transmembrane transporter activity.